Messenger RNA from Juglans microcarpa x Juglans regia, 2352 nucleotides. Its product is annotated as S-type anion channel SLAH2-like. The coding region runs from base 238 to 2064 and encodes 608 amino acids. Gene Ontology annotation, cellular component: membrane. The transcript has 6 exons. Lineage: Eukaryota; Viridiplantae; Streptophyta; Magnoliopsida; Fagales; Juglandaceae. Gene Ontology annotation, biological process: transmembrane transport; intracellular monoatomic ion homeostasis. The record is from RefSeq and is a predicted model, not a curated record. Gene Ontology annotation, molecular function: voltage-gated monoatomic anion channel activity.
AGUUCCCUUUUUUUCUUUACACCUAAAUAUGUUCUUCUUCUAACUUCUCUUGUGACUCAUGAUCAUCUGCUAGCUCCAGAUAAGAGAAAAGGCCGUGACCGUAUCUUCGCUGCUAAUUGAAUACAACUUGGAGUUUCUGCCGCCUGAGUAGCAAGAAGUGCUUUUGUAGAUGUCAGUUUUGCAAUAGCAGUAGCUUUGAGUACUUUAUAAGAAUCCUCGAUCAGGUUUUGUUGUAUUAUGGAAUUCGACAUACAUCAGGGUUCUGCACAGGAGAAUUCCUCUGAAAUUCCAUCUCUCAUCAAGUAUAUAUCAUCAAAUGAAGUGGCCGGCUUUGAUGACGCUAGCUCGGCAAGCUUGAUCAAUAUCAAUGAUCAGUCAACUGAAUCUCAAUCUCUCAGUCCAUCUGCCACUGGCGAUGAAACUGAACCCAUCUACCAUCAUAAAAGGGUGGAGUCUAUUUCUAUCAGCAUGCCUUCAUCUCCAGGGGGAGUUCACUUACAGACUCCAAGAAGAGUUAUCUUCAGUGGCGAAACCAUUUUUAAGCGUGGGAUUCCAGAUCAUGAUUCUCGUGUAUCCAAGACUGAACCACUAAAACCGCCAAAACAUCAUUUUCAACCAAUGCUAAGAGGCGCUGCAUAUGAUAAGUCGAUCAAUGAUGGACAAUUUGCCUAUCACGAAAAUAUUAGAAGGUUGAAGGACAAGAGAUAUGAUUCUUUCAAAACAUGGUCUGGGAGACUUGAAAGGCAGAUCACACUACUGCGUGGAAAGCCAACACUAGAUUCUAGACCCGAGGAUGAUACAGUGCAGAGUAGAGAAGUUGAGAGAAAUUUACCUGUGGACCGCUACUUCGAUGCCUUGGAAGGGCCAGAGCUGGAAACCCUGAAGGCUUCAGAGGAAAUGGUGCUUCCUCAUGACAAGAUAUGGCCCUUUCUUCUACGUUAUCCUAUCUCUUCAUUUGGUAUCUGUCUUGGUGUUAGCAGCCAGGCAAUUAUGUGGAAAGCCCUGGCCACCUCUUCCUCCACAAAAUUUCUUCACAUAAGCCUGACAGUAAAUCUCGUUUUAUGGUGCAUUUCUAUUGCUCUUAUAGCCACUGUUACUUCCAUCUACCUUUUAAAAGUAAUUCUCUACUUUGAAGCAGUUCGGCGUGAGUACUACCACCCUAUACGUAUCAACUUCUUCUUUGCCCCAUGGAUAUCCCUAUUGUUCUUAGCUCUUGGAGUGCCACCUCUAGUUGCUAACAACCUGCCUUCAGCUCUUUGGUAUGUUCUCAUGGCACCAAUAUUCUGUCUUGAGAUUAAGAUCUAUGGACAGUGGAUGUCAGGAGGCCAAAGGAGGCUAUCGAAGGUCGCAAAUCCUUCAAACCAUCUUUCUGUAGUUGGGAAUUUUGUUGGUGCAUUACUGGGUGCAUCAAUGGGGCUAAAAGAAGGUCCUAUCUUCUUCUUUGCCAUUGGUUUGGCUCACUACACGGUCCUAUUUGUAACUCUCUACCAGAGACUUCCAACAAAUGAUACACUCCCAAAAGAGCUUCAUCCGGUAUUCUUUCUGUUUGUGGCAGCACCAAGCGUUGCUUCAAUGGCAUGGGCAAAGAUUCAAGGCACCUUUGAUUAUGGUUCACGGAUUGCUUACUUCAUCUCCCUGUUCCUUUAUUUCUCACUGGCAGUUCGGCUCAAUUUCUUCAGAGGGUUCAAGUUCUCAAUAGCAUGGUGGGCCUACACUUUUCCAAUGACUGGUGCUGCCAUUGCAACCAUCAGGUACUCAAAUGAAGUCAAAAGUGUCUUGACCCAAGCUCUAUCUGUCAUACUCUCUUCCGCUGCUACGCUUUCAGUGACGGGCCUGCUUAUAACAACCAUUUUGCAUGCCUUUGUUCUACGAGACCUUUUCCCUAAUGACAUUGCCAUUGCCAUCAGUGACAAAAGGCCAAAAACAAUGAGAAAGUGGUUCCAUCUAAGACAUAGUAGCUCAGAUUCCAGAGAUGUAGAGAAUUUCUUAAAAUUUUCAGGCUCAGAUAGCAACGAUAUAGAAGCCUCUCUAAAAUAUUCCAGCUCUCGACGUAGAGAGUCUUAAGCUAGCUUCCACUAUUAGGCCCGUGAUUCAACGGCCUUAAACGUUAAGAGGUUUGUGAAAUUAUUCAAUGAGUCGUUCGCUACUGAUACAUGGGAGGAACAAAAGCAAGGGUUUUGGCAGUUCCAGGGAACAUGUAACAGAGUGAUCGAAGAUUUAGUAGUAAGAGGAGAGUAAUGCUCAAACAGAAGCUGAGUUGUAAAUUGUAGGAGAAGGUUUGAUGGGAAUACACUAUUAGUGUAUAUCUUGUGCAACAAUGUUCCAUUAUAGCUCAAAAGAAUUAAAGAACGA